This is a messenger RNA of Spea bombifrons (plains spadefoot toad), 3408 nucleotides long. RefSeq names its product sortilin 1 (gene SORT1). Gene Ontology annotation, molecular function: protein binding. The record is from RefSeq and is a predicted model, not a curated record. Lineage: Eukaryota; Metazoa; Chordata; Amphibia; Anura; Pelobatidae. Gene Ontology annotation, biological process: endocytosis; vesicle organization; Golgi to endosome transport. The transcript has 20 exons. Gene Ontology annotation, cellular component: membrane; Golgi apparatus. The coding region runs from base 26 to 2443 and encodes 805 amino acids.
UGCUGUUUGGUUUAUUGUAGAAGAGAUGUGGUCCCUCGGCGAGUUUAGGACUGGGGUCAUUGGCUUUUGCCUAAUGUUGAUCAUAAGUGUAUCAUUGUCUGACUUUCACCCUAACGUGCGAGAGCCUUCGGUAAUAUGGCAGCAGGGUGCUGCAGGGAGCGUCAGAACGCGAAGGAGCUCAGGGCUCCGAACGGAACCGGCGGAUGACGGAAAGUGCAAUGAUUCAAGGAUGUUCCAGGGACUGUUGAGAAAAGAAACCCACGCGUACUCAUUUGACCUGAGUGGAGAACUCUCUUUGGUAUGGGUUGGAGACGGAACUGGGGUUAUCCUUGUGCUCACUACAUUUCGUAUUCCUCUGUUUGUCAUCACCUAUGCACAGUCAAAGCUCUACAGGAGUGAUGAUUAUGGAAAGACAUUCCAAGAUAUUACCGGGCUAAUCAAUGACACUUACAUACGCACAGAGUUUGGUAUGGGUCUUGGACCAGAGAAUUCAGGGAAGGUGAUUUUAGUUGGAGACGUUUCUGGUGGGAGCAAUGGCGGUCGUAUCUUCCGAUCUUCAGACUUUGCUCAUACUUUUGUUCAGACUGAUCUACCCUUUCAUCCUUUGUUUCCUGUAUUGUACAAUCCAGAAAAUUCCAACAACCUUUUACUUAUCAGCAAAGAUUUUGGUUUAUGGAUCUCCAGAAACUUCGGAAAAUCUUGGUCUCAAAUACAUCACUCUGUGUGCUCUGCCAAAUGGGGUGCUGGAAAUGCCAUCCUUUUCACAACAUCAAUAAAUGAAUCGUGUAGUUUUCAGCUACAAACGCUAAAGAGGACAUCAGACUUUGGUCAGACAUUUAAGGUUCUCAUGGAACGUGUCUACUCAUUUGGGCUCUGGGGUCGUUUUCUUCUGGCCUCUGUAAUAGAUGAGGGCAGAAUCAGGAGAAGGAUUCAUGUUUCUAAAGAUCAAGGGGACUAUUGGAGCGUAGCUCAGCUUCCAUCUGUGACACACGAACAGUUUUAUUCCGUAUUGGCAGCUAAUGACGACAUGGUAGUUAUCCACGUGGAUGAUUUAGGUGACACUGGAUAUGGCACUAUAUAUACCUCGGAUGAACGUGGCAUUGUGUAUUCCAAGUCAUUAGAGCGUCACCUUUACACCACCAAAGGAGGUGAAACUGAUUUCAUCAAUAUAACCUCUCUACGUGGAGUUUACAUUGCCAGUGUGCUCGCUGAAGACAACUCCAUUCAUAGCGUGAUCACAUUUGACCAGGGGGGUGAGUGGACUCCCAUCCGAAAGCCAGAAAACACCAAGUGUGACUCCACAGCAAAAGACAAAGAUAAGUGCAGUUUGCAUUUACAUGGUCAGUACAGCAUAUCUCAGAAUCUUCAGGUCCCCAUGCUUCCUUUAACUGAACCAAGUGCUGUGGGAAUCAUCAUAUCUCAUGGCAGCGUGGGGGAUGCAGUGUCACUCUCUAGGCCUGGAGUGUAUCUUUCGGAUGAUGGGGGAUACUCAUGGAGUCUAGUGCUGGAUGGCCCACAUCAUUAUGCUAUAAUUGAUUCUGGGGGUCUUAUUGUGGCUGUGGAACAAAGCGAACUGCCCAUAAACACAAUUAAGUAUUCAACAGACGAGGGCCAGUGCUGGCUGAAUUAUACUUUCACUGAUGAACCUCUUAUGUUUACUGGUUUGGCAUCUGAGCCUGGUGCUCGUUCCCUUAAUGUCACAGUGUGGGGUUAUCACCCUGGCAACUUUCGUCGAGUGUGGGUGUCAUACACAAUUGACUUUGCCAGCCUUCUGACUCACAGCUGUGAGGAGCAUGACUACAUUAAGUGGUUGGCACAUUCAACUGAUCCCGGAGCACCAGCUGAUGGAUGUGUGUUGGGAUAUAAGGAGCAUUAUCUACGUCUGCGCAAAUCCUCUAUGUGUCGGAAUGGACGAGACUACAUAGUGAACAGAGAAUCGACUUAUUGUACAUGCACACUGGAUGACUAUAUGUGCGACUUUGGAUAUUUUCGAAAAGAGAAUGAGUCGGUGUGUGAGGAGCAGCCAGAACUUCGGGGCCAUGAGCUUGAACUGUGUAUAUUUGGAGAGAAGGAAAAGCUUAGGACCAAUGGUUAUCGAAAGAUUCCUGGGGAUAAGUGUGUUGGUGGAGUAAACCCGAUACGAGAGGAAAUGGACAUGAGGAGAAAGUGCACCGGUGACCUAGCUCCUGAAACAAAGGAUGCAGUGUCUUCCAGCUCAAUCCCAGCAAUUACCUCAGUGGUCAUUGUUCUGCUUAUUGCUGUUGUUGCUGUCGUCUUAAUAAUCAAGAAACAUGUCUGCGGAGGGAGGUUCCUUGUACACCGUUACUCUGUAUUGAGGCAGCAUGUGGACACACUGGGGGAUGAACCCCUAGAUACUGGGAUGGCAGACCCUCAAAGAAGCAUUGUUUACCGUGAUGAUUCUGACGAGGACCUUUUGGAGUGACACAUGCUAAGAUGUUCUGUGGUCUUCACUCUGAAGUUCCAGAUAAACAGAGGACACUGAGAAUCUCAUCAGGCUAAUCCUGGAUUUGACAGUGACUCUAGAGAUGCAAAAUUAUGUUUUAAAAGAUGGUGCAUAACUACAAAGUUAUGAUGGGAAAAGCACUUAUUAAUGAGUCUGCCCAGCUUGAGUGUCUUGCAUUCUCCCAGCAACCAUGUUUUCAUUUGUGUUUCAAUAUCAUAUACUUUUGAGCUAUGGUUCUUGGCAAGUAAUAACAUUCCCUGAAAAUAUAUGCGAACUGCACCUGCUUUGAAUAUAUUUUAUGUAGUGAUUUUGAGGUCAGAUACACUUACACUGUAAAAAUGGAUGUAACCACUGCUGGAGGAUGUUAUAUUCCUAACUUCUUUCAUCAUGUUCUCUCUUUACAAGCAAGUUUUUUCCUUUUUCUUUUUCAUUCCUUUGAAUGGCUUAUGUAUACUAUAUUUUAUAGAGUGGUGGGAAAAUUCAAUUUUUCUGAGAAGUUAAAUCUUACUCAACGAACCCUCCGUGUUACCUUCUUCCUACCCUCAAGUGAUAUAUUGUAUCUUUUAUACAAAAAAUAGAUUUUUCUGUAUGUUUGUGAAUUACAAGUGUGAAAAUUAAACAAAUUUUUUGCUUGUUCCCAUGGUAGGAAAUGAUGAGUUCACAUUUUUUAUUAUGUGACAGAAGCACUUGGGAAUGACAAAACAAUGUAAUCACAUGGACAUGGUUUGACUGAAAGAGAUGGAAGCUUAAUGACAAACUACAUAAUAACCCAGGGCAAGUUGUAAAAUGAAAAGAACCUGGCAACAGUUAAAACCCAUUCGGCCUUUCUAGACUGCCUAUUUGUUCCUAAUGUAGACACAGAGCUUGUCUUAGAUUCAGGAAAAUUUUAUGACUAUCCCAUGCAUGUUAUGCCUUUCUCUUAGUAAAGUAAAAACUUAACAUUA